Messenger RNA from Armigeres subalbatus, 2496 nucleotides. RefSeq lists its product as uncharacterized. Bases 1 to 2496 code for a protein of 831 amino acids. Lineage: Eukaryota; Metazoa; Arthropoda; Insecta; Diptera; Culicidae. Gene Ontology annotation, biological process: DNA integration. The record is from RefSeq and is a predicted model, not a curated record. Gene Ontology annotation, molecular function: nucleic acid binding. The transcript has a single exon.
AUGGGAUCUGAGUUGGCAACCGAGAAGGUUCUCGGAAUGUGGUGGUGUACAGACACAGAUACAUUCACCUACAAGCUCUCUCGAAAACACGACCCUGAACUCCUGACAGGAGCGCGAAAGCCCUCAAAAAGAGAGGUUCUACGCACACUCAUGUCUAUUUUUGACCCUUUGGGUCUGCUCUCCAACGUUCUUAUCGGCCUCAGAAUACUGUUCCAGGAAAUCUGGCGGUCCGCUAUAAAUUGGGAUGACGAAAUUCCGGACAGCCUACACGAAAAAUGGGAUCAAUGGUUGCACAUUCUACCGCAAUUACAAGACAUUUCAAUUCCGCGUUGCUACCGUUCCCUGACGUCAAUAAACUCGGACAUGCUGAUACAGUUACACACUUUUGUGGAUGCGAGUGAGUUGGGGUAUGCGGCUGUAGUGUAUUUACGGUUUCAACAGGGUAACACCGUGGAAUGCAUGAUCGUCGGGGCCAAAUCGCGAGUUGCGCCACUUAAAUUCGUAUCCAUCCCGAGGUUGGAACUUCAAAGCGCCAUCAUUGGUACCAGACUUGCGAACUCAAUUUGUGAAGCUUUGUCCUUUAAGAUCACAGACAGGUUUUUCUGGACAGAUGCUCGAAACGUUCUGUGUUGGUUGCGUUCCGACCAUCGCCAAUAUUCUCCAUACGUAGGUUGGCGAGUCAGUGAAAUACUGGAUUCAACUGCUAUCAAGGACUGGAAGUGGAUUAGCUCGAAGGACAAUGUGGCGGACGAGGCGACUAAAUGGAGACGGUCGGUCGAUCUUGAUAGCCAAAGUAGGUGGUUCAGAGGACCUCAAUUCUUGUGGCAGUCUUCUGACAAAUGGCCAUGCGAACCCUUCAGCACCAACAUUACCAAGGAAGAGAUUAAGGCGAAUCUUCUAUACCACAAAGCAACACCUCAGCCGCUGUUCCAAGCAGCAACAUAUUCGGAAUGGAACCGGCUGCUAAAAACAGCAGCAGGGGUACUUAGGUUUAUUGGUAAUAUUCGGCUGAAAGGUACAGAACGCAAUACGGGGCCGUUUACCAAACAUGAGCUUCUAAACGCAUCAAACCUACUCUAUCGUGAAGCUCAAAGUGCGUCGUUCUCCGAAGAGAUACUCAUACUAUCGAAAUCCGAAAUGUCUAAAAAGGCGAUUCCAAAGUCUAGUUCUAUAUUCACUUUGAAUCCAUUUUUAGAUGGAAAGCGAGUAUUAAGAAUGCAUGGCCGGAUUAGUGCUUGUGAAUAUGCCACCAUGGAUGCCCAAAAUCCGAUAAUACUUCCGAGGGACCAUCACAUAACAAAGUUACUAGUGCGAGAUUAUCAUUUGCGGUAUCACCAUCGUAACCAUGAGACCGUUCUGAACGAGAUAAGGCAAGUGUAUAGGAUUCCAAAGCUGCGUCCAUUGUUACGGAAAGUUAGAUCAGAAUGUCAAACGUGCAAAAACCAGCUUGCUUUCCCUAAACCUCCUCCAAUGGCCGAUCUUCCAACUGCUAGAUUAGCAGCUUAUACAAGGCCUUUUUCGUAUGUCGGAAUUGACUAUUUUGGACCCAUGUGUGUGGCAGUAGGACGACGAAUAGAGAAACGUUGGGGCGUUCUGGUAACGUGCCUAACGAUAAGGGCGGUACAUUUAGAAGUUGCGCACUCGCUAAGCGCGGAUUCUUGCAUCAUGGCAUUGCGAUCCUUCAUGUCCAGGCGAGGAGUUCCAAUUCUAAUAUAUAGUGAUCGUGGGACCAACUUCAUUGCAGCGAGUAAGGAACUGAGAGAGGCAUUACGCGAAAUGGAUCAGCAAAGAGUCAUUCGAGAGAUUACCAGUCAACAUACCGAGUGGACAUUCCUUCCUCCUGCUUCUCCGCACAUGGGCGGUGCUUGGGAGCGCCUCGUUCAGACAGUGAAGGUGAACCUGCAAAGGAUGCUACCAACGAGACGCCCCACCGAUGAAGUACUGCGUAAUACUCUAGCUGAAGUUGAAAACCUUAUCAAUUCACGUCCGUUGACGCAUGUUCCUGUCGAUGACCCCGAGGCGCCGGUAUUAACACCAAAUCAUUUCAUACUGGGUUCAUCCAGCGGCCUCAAGCCCGCGUCAAGUUUGGAUGAUAGAGCGUUGUUUUUACGACGAUCCUGGCGUCAGGCGCAAAGAGAAGCGGACAUAUUUUGGCAACGCUGGAUCCGUGACUACCUGCCGGAUUUAACUAAGCGCACCAAAUGGUACACCAACGUGAAACCAGUAGCGGUAAAUGAUGUCGUGCUUGUAGUAGACCCAAAUCUUCCAAGGAACUGUUGGCUUAAAGGGCGGGUUAUUGCCGUUUACCAAGCAAUGGACGGACAUGUGAGAUCAGUAGCAGUACAGACAAAAUCGGGGAUAUACGAGCGACCGGCGACAAAGAUUGCCGUUCUGGAUGUUCACCGCGAAGUAAUGGUACACCAGUUACCUGGCAUACCCGGGGGAGAGUGUUGCGACCCCUUGGUCGAUGCGGCUCAUCACGACGAUAUAGCUUGA